AUGUCCGAACUGCGCAACUUUGACUCCAUCUUUUCACUCGAGGGCAAGACGGCAGUUGUCACGGGCGGUUCCAGGGGACUGGGCCUGCACAUUGCGACGGCCUUCUUGCUCUCUGGCUGUUCGCACGUCAUCAUUACUGCGCGGAAACUUGAAGGCCCUCGGGGCAUCGCGCAGGCGGCUGAAAAGCUCAACGCACUACCGGGCAUCCGAGGCAAGGCCACCGGGCUGGCAGCAAAUGUUGGCGACUCGCAAGAUAUUGUCCGGUUCGCCGGCCAGGUCAGGAAAGUCUUGGGUGGUCGCGGACUGGACAUUCUCGUAUGCAACGCGGGGGCGGCUUGGGGUUCGCGAUUCGAAGAUGCACCACCGAGCAGUUCGACCAAGAUUCUGGACCUCAAUGUUCGAGGAAUAUUUGAGUUGACGCAACAAUUUCUGCCCUUGUUAUCCCAAGCAGGCACCAAACAAGAUCCAUCGAGGUUGUUGAUCAUCAGCUCGACUGCCGGUACCAAUGUUCCUCACGUUGGGGAAAACGGCACCAUCAUGUACGCUGCCUCUAAAGCAGCAGCUGAUCACCUGGCUAGAAAUCUUGCUGUCGAACUGGGACCGCGCGAUAUUACAUCCAACUCCAUUGCUCCAGGGUUUUUCCCCAGCAAGCUUGCGCAAGGACUAAUCAGCAACCUGGGAGGAGAGGAGAGUCUAAGUCAUGACAAUCCUUUGGGAAGAUUAGGAGAGCCCGAGGAUAUUGGUGGUGUUGCCACUUUCCUAUGCUCACCAGCUGGAAGAUAUGUCAAUGGAGUCAACAUUGCGGUGGAUGGAGGAGCUAGAUUAACAGCUGGCAGACUUUCUAGGUUGUAA
Pestalotiopsis fici W106-1 is the source of this 852-nucleotide messenger RNA. RefSeq lists its product as uncharacterized. Lineage: Eukaryota; Fungi; Ascomycota; Sordariomycetes; Amphisphaeriales; Sporocadaceae. The transcript has 4 exons. The coding region runs from base 1 to 852 and encodes 283 amino acids. The record is from RefSeq and is a predicted model, not a curated record.